AUGGGACAUGACCAUGGUAGGUUGGAUUCGAAGGUGAUUGCGCAACACAUUUUCACGAUGGUCAAAGCCGAUCCAACAAUCAGCAUCAGGGUUCUGCAAGGAGGUGUGGAAAGGCACUUUGGUUACAAGGCGUCCUACCAAAAGGUGUACAAUAACGCACCUAGAUUUGUCUCUUUAGGUACUUGGGUGCAAUUGGUGACUCAGCUUUGGCCUGGCUCCACGGAUACUGUCAUGUUUCAGCAAGUCUUUUGGAUAUUUUCACCGCGUGUUAAGGCUUUCAAGCAUUGCAAGCCACUUAUUUCCGUUGAUGUCAGUCACUUAUAUGGUAAAUACGGUGGGACCUUACUGAUGGCGAUAGCUCAAGACGGGAAUGCAAACAUUCUGCCUAUUGCAUUUGCCGUUGUCGAGGGUGAGACAAAGGAGUCGUGGUCAUUCUUUCUGUCGUAUCUACGGGAGCAUGUCACACCACAACUCGGGCUCAUAGUGAUUUCAGACAGGCACAAAUCCAUUGAUGGUGCAUUGAACGCCGACGGGAGUCUAUGGAAACCACCUCACGCUUUCCAAGCGUUUUGUACAAGACACAUUGCAUCCAAGUUCAUGACUCACUUCAAGAACAAAGACUUGAAGAAGGUCCUAAUUAACGCAGCGUAUUCAAGGUCACAACGUGAGUUUGCUCAUUAUUACGGUCGGUUCAGGGGAAAAAAUGUAGCAAUCACUAACUGGCUUGAGGAAAUGUCACACUCACAAUGGGCACAGCAUGCUGAAGAGGGUCGUCGAUUUGGUCACAUGACGACGAAUAUAUCCGAGUGUAUUAAUGCUGUUAUGAAGGGGUCCCGCAAUUUGCCGAUCACCGCUCUUGUCAAGUCAAGUUAUUUUCGCCUGGGUGAACUCUUUGCAAGGAAGGGUUCUGAGGCACUGGCCCAACUUCAAGUCGGAGCUAAAUUCUCUCAGACACUGAUGAAGGCCAUAGAAUUCAACUCGAAGCACAUGAACACUAUGAAUGUUUACCAGUUUAAUCGAUUGAGAGCAAACUUCACGGUUGAAGAGUUAGCAGCAGUUCCUGGGUCCAGGCAACAGAAUUAUCAGGUGCUACUUAAUGAGGGCACGUGUGAUUGUGGGUAUUUUUAG
Messenger RNA from Arachis ipaensis, 1128 nucleotides. RefSeq lists its product as uncharacterized. Lineage: Eukaryota; Viridiplantae; Streptophyta; Magnoliopsida; Fabales; Fabaceae. The record is from RefSeq and is a predicted model, not a curated record.